UGGAAAUUCUACGACGCAGACGAUUAUCAUCCUCCAGAGAAUAAAAGGAAGAUGGCUGAGGGAACACCGCUGAACGAUGAGGACAGGAUUCCCUGGCUUUGUGCAUUGCAUGACAUACUAAGGAGAGAAGACUCAUCUAGACAAGAUGCAAUUCUGGCCUGUUCUGCACUGAAGAAGGUGUACAGGCAUGUAUUACUUAGUGGAGCAUCUGCAAUUGAAAGCAACCAGCCAGAGCAACCGGGAGCACUGAAGAUCCUCUUCGUUCAUUUGGAUGGGCCUAUGGACAUCAUUGCUGGCCGCCUGGAGAAGAGGAGAGGACAUUUCAUGCCACCUGAACUUCUCAAGUCUCAGUUUGAUACUCUGGAGCCUCCCAGCGCACCAGAAAACUUUAUUACUGUCAGUGUAGAAAAACCUCUCCACGAAAUAGUGCUGGAGAUUGAGCGUGCCAUCCUUUCAGGGUGA
Eurypyga helias (sunbittern) is the source of this 462-nucleotide messenger RNA. It is a transcript of the gene IDNK, whose product is annotated as idnK, gluconokinase homolog (E. coli). The record is from RefSeq and is a predicted model, not a curated record. The transcript is spliced from 3 exons. Gene Ontology annotation, molecular function: gluconokinase activity. Lineage: Eukaryota; Metazoa; Chordata; Aves; Eurypygiformes; Eurypygidae. Gene Ontology annotation, cellular component: cytoplasm. The coding region runs from base 52 to 462 and encodes 136 amino acids.